AUGGCAAUUCCAUCCUCAAAUAAUAAGACGGUCCUUGUAACCGGCAUCAAUGGCUACAUAGCCAGUGUUCUAGGUUUUCAACUUCUACAAGCCGGUUAUUCUAUUCGCGGUACCACUCGUCGUAUCUCUAGCGCCGAGCCAUUGCUCAAAGGUCCCUAUGCACCUUAUAUCGACCGAGUGAAGAUAUACGAGGUACCCGAUAUGACAAUUUCUGGUGCUUUCGACGAAGCUGUUAAAGGCGUCAAUGGAAUCUUCCACACCGCAUCUCCCAUUAACUUCAGCCUUAACACCUACGCCCAAAUGGUCACACCAGCCAUAGAUGGCACCAACACCCUGCUUUACUCCUCCCUAAAAGCCGGACCUCAACUCAAAGCCGUAGUGGUAACCUCCUCCGUGAUCGCCGUCAUAGAUCCCCGCACCGAUCCCUACACCUUCACCGAGAGCGACUUCGCAUCUUCCCACCUCGCCCAAGCCCAAAAAGACCUCCAAGAAAACCAACCCACCUCCGCCGGAAUCCUCUACGGUGCCUCCAAAAGCGCCGCCGAAGCCGCCGUCUGGAAAUUCCGCACUGAGCAAUCCCCCUCCUUCGCACUUUCAACCAUCAACCCCGCCUUCGUCACCGGACCCCCAGUAUACCUCCCCGAAACAGGCGACAAACUAAACGAAACCCUCAAACCCAUCUAUAACAUGCUCUCCGGCGCCACUAAAACCAUUUCACCUGCCAGCGGCACCAGCAGUUCCGUAGACGUGCGCGACGUAGCGUACAUGCAUAUCUGGGCGUACGAACAUCCUGAAAAAUCAGACGGAGAGCGUUACAUAGCGUGUUUGGGAACUGGGCCCCCACAGUCGCAGGCUGAUAUUUUACGGGAGUAUUUCAAGGAGAAGGGAGAUGAGAAAGCUCUUGAGAAGAUCGUGGUUGGAAAUCCCGGAGAGGGUUAUAUAGGAUAUAAUAAGGAAACGGGGAAAGUAGAAAAGGUAGAACCGACCCCGGAGAAACCGCGUGUCAGUGGAGAGAAGGCACAGAGGGAAAUGGGGUUUAAAUUCAGGGGUUUCAAGGAAAGUGUGAUUGAUACAGCAGAGGCGUUGAGACCUUUGCUCUGA
Molecule: messenger RNA, 1101 nt
Organism: Botrytis byssoidea
Lineage: Eukaryota; Fungi; Ascomycota; Leotiomycetes; Helotiales; Sclerotiniaceae
Exons: 2
Coding region: 1-1101 (366 amino acids)
Molecular function (GO): oxidoreductase activity, acting on the CH-OH group of donors, NAD or NADP as acceptor
Source: RefSeq, a predicted model, not a curated record